Eriocheir sinensis (Chinese mitten crab) is the source of this 2152-nucleotide messenger RNA. It is a transcript of the gene MRG15, whose product is annotated as mortality factor 4-like protein 1. The coding region runs from base 267 to 1412 and encodes 381 amino acids. The record is from RefSeq and is a predicted model, not a curated record. Gene Ontology annotation, biological process: chromatin organization; regulation of DNA-templated transcription. The transcript has 9 exons. Lineage: Eukaryota; Metazoa; Arthropoda; Malacostraca; Decapoda; Varunidae. Gene Ontology annotation, cellular component: nucleus; NuA4 histone acetyltransferase complex.
AAUGCCGCAUACUUGACGGGAAACGCCGGGUCAUCACGCACAAACGCACGCCACAUUUCGUCAAUUGUCAUUUCGUGUGUGUUUGGCACGUCCGUGAACACCCUCUUCCUCCCUCGCUUCUGGGGCGACGGCGGCUCUUCAUGGCUGCUGAGUCCACCUGCUGCGGGGUGUUGAGUGUCUGCUGAGGCGGUGGCAGGGCGGGGAGGCAGCAGGGAGGCGUGAGAAGAGCAGGAGCAGGGGAAGAACAGAGGGCCAGCAGGGCGGGGAUGGAGAAGCCAGCAGUGAAGACCAAAUUUACUGAGUCCGAGCGUGUGCUGUGCUUCCACGGGCCGCUGAUUUACGAGGCCAAGUGUCUGAAGGUGCAAGCCAAGGACAAACAGAUCAAGUACUUCAUACACUACGCUGGAUGGAAUAAGAACUGGGACGAGUGGGUGCCAGAGAGCCGCGUCCUCAAGCUGAAUGAUGCCAAUAUAAGCCGACAGAAGGAUCUCCAGAAGGCCCACGAGGCGUCCCUAAGAAAUAAAAAAUCAAAAAAAGAAAAGAAAAAAUUCCCAAAAGAGCUCACCAAGGAAGGAGGCGGCGGCGGCGGCGUGGGGGCGGCUGGCCCUGGCCCUGGCGGGCUGGCGGCUGGGACAGGAGCAGCGCCCGGGGCGGGGGGGCCGGGGAGCACUACAGGACCCCCCACGGCCCCCUCAACCGGGUCAGGGGCGGGGGAUGACUCCAGGUCCUCCACCCCCAGCACGGACAGGUCAGGUGGUGGCCCGGGGAAGCGCUCGGCGGCCUCCACCCCAACCACACCCGCCUCCGCCAGGGACGAGGCGGACACCAGGAAGAAACGGUCCAGGACGGAUAACACGGUGGAUACAGUGAGUGAGGAACAGUUCAUGACAGCCGUUGAGGUGCGGGUGAGGCUGCCGGACGAGCUGAAGCCGGCGCUGGUGGAUGACUGGGACCUGAUCAACCGCCAGCGCAAGCUCCCCAUCGUUCCGGCCAAGGUCACCAUCGACACCAUCCUGGCAGACUACAUCCGCGCCAAGACGUCCAACAAGAACAUCACGCCCAAUAAGGAGAGUGCCGUGCAGGAAGUGGUCGCUGGGCUCCGAGAGUACUUCAACGUGAUGCUCGGGACGCAGCUUCUCUACAAGUUUGAGCGGCCCCAGUACGCGGAAAUCCUCCAGCAACAUAAGGAUAAACAGGCCAGUGAUAUCUACGGCUUCAUCCACCUCAUCCGCCUCUUUGUGCGGCUGGGGCAGAUGUUGGCGUACACACAGCUUGAUGAGAAGAGUGUUACGUUGCUCAAUUUCCACCUACAGGACUUCCUAAGGUUCAUGGUGAAGAAUCUUGAGACCUACUACAGCAUCCAGGACUACGGUGUGGCCCCCCCAGAGUACCACCGCAAGGCUAUAAGUUAACACGGCCAGUCAGGUGGUGCUUGUACACACAUACACACACACACACACACACACACACACACACACACACACAAAUACACUCCCUCUUUUUUUCCAUCUCUCUCCGAUUCUCUGUCUGUCUCUCUCUUACUCUGUUCCUCUCUGCUAACCACACAGGCACACAUACUUGCACUUGAUUUUAUAGACCUCGUAUUAGUUUCUUCAACAGGAACGUGGCUCUGUUUUUACCUGUUUUUGAAGGCACCGUUAGCUGGUUUUGUUGACUUCUUUUAUUGUUUUAUGGCAGAGUUUUUAAUAAGUUGACUUAGCUGUGGAAAUCCAAUACUUCUGACUCUUACUUCAUACCAGAACUGAUAUUGUAAAGCCAGUUCCAGAGCCACGUAACUGUUGAUGAGUGCCGAUACGAUGUUUGGAAAGUCCGUCUUCACACCCACGUUCAGUAUUGGUUCUUGUGCCGAAGAGACGCCCAAGUAUUCAGAAAAAGGGAGAUGCACUCGAGUACAGUGUAUUUCAGUCACAUCCCAGCAUGGCAGACAAGUUACUGAUAUUACAAUUUUGGCAGAGAAGUGGCAAAGUUUAUUGUGUCGCAAGGUGUACAUUGCGGCCGCCGGCAUGGGGCGCGGCUCCUCCGCGGGCAGCCGAGCCGCAGCCCGGAACAGCAGACAGAGUACAACAAGUGGACAGCCUAAGUUAGUUUUAUAGUUUUAAGUUUUCUUACCACAAUAAAUAUAACAAUGAGA